CGAUUUGUUUAUGUGACGCUUUAUGUUCGUGCUUUAUAUGUGGUUCAAAUAAAUCUAAAUAAUUUAAAAUGUAUUAGUGAAAUUACUUGUGAACUGUUACUUAUUAGUGUUGUAAGAUUUUAAUAGUAGAUGGGAUUUAUUUAUGAUUCCACAACUGGGAAUUUGAUUCUGGGAAAGUGAGGAAUCAGAUUCAGCAGAUUCUAUAUUUGUAGAUUUUAAAUCCUGGACCAUUUUAAAGUUCUACACCCUUACCUUUAAGGUUGCGCAAGAAAAUAUGGAGAAGUGAUUUAACACACCGCAAGACGACAAUGUCUCUGAUUGGGGAUAAAAAAACUUAUCAAAUCUGAAUCACAUAUGCUGUAUCAAGAGAAUAGGAAAGUGGAAUAUAAUGGCAAAAGAAAAAAACGAUGCAAACGCACUACUGGCGAAAAAGAAAAAAGUCAAGCCACGAAAAUCCAGGGAUGCCGACUGUUGUAGUGUCAACUUCCUCAAAUGUGUUCUACAUAUAUUCAAUGUUAUAUAUUUGUUUGCAGGAGCGGGUGUGUUAUUGGUAGGUGCGUGGACGGUGACAUCGAGGCAUCGGUUCGUGACCUUACUGCCGACAUUCACAUACCAGGCAAUAGCUUAUCUUUUAAUAAUAGCGGGGGCGCUGGGCCUUCCGCUGUGUGCUCUGGGAUGCUGCGGCCUCAAGACUGAGAAUAGAACCAGUUUGCUGUGUUAUACAUAUUUCCUGCUAAUAACGUUUAUCCUGGAGGCUGGUGCAGGAGGACUCGCGUAUUACUAUCAGGUCGAAGUGGAGCAUGAGCUCAGGUCGCAAUUAAAUAACACUUUCAUAUCAAACUACGCGCUGGACACUGACGUCACUAACGCCGUUGACACAAUGCAAACAGAGUUUAAGUGUUGCGGCGCGUUUCGUUAUGACGACUGGCGUAAGAGCGUGUGGCACGAACACGACCCUCGCCUCUUAGUGCCGGAGUCCUGCUGCAAGACACCAACCAGCCGCUGUGGCGCUAGGGACCACCCAUCCAAUAUAUACUAUAAUGGUUGCAUCGACCACUUUACAAAUCACAUACGCGACAAUCUUAUAAUAUUAGCCGCCGUCGGAGUCGGUAUGUCAGUUAUACCGAUCUUCGGCUUCUUCUUCUCGUGUAUUCUUUACGUAAGAAUCAAACACGUGAUUGACUGACCCCGGCCUCAGCCUGCGGCUUCAAAGAACAGCAAGGUGUUCGAUAAACCGGCAGGUGACACAACUAAACGUCCCACACCCAAGAACCCGCAACGAGGCUGCAAACCCCAACGACCACAGAGUAAAAGAAGCGUACGAACUCCUUGCCCCCUACAUUCUAACCCCGAAAAGGAAAAGAAAACCAUAUCCACUAUCAGUGAUAAUGUCAGUAUUUAAUCUGUUAUAGUAGCCGUCACCUAACUUGGCGUAAGACGAUAGAUGCACAGAAAGCGAUUUUUAGAUGUCAUAGUAUGAUCGUGCUUGUGAUUGAAUGUUUCUCCCGAGUACACUUGCGAGCACUUAAAAUGUUUUUGUUAUUGAUACCCAUCAAAAGUUAUCACAUUUUGUUGCACUAAGUGUACAUAAGCAAACUUGCCACUUCGCAAAAAUUGCCAAGUUACGUGCCGGCUACUACACCGGCACAUUUGACACUGACAAUGACAUUAAGACCCAUGUAUACCAUAGACAUAAAUAAUAGACUAAUCUACGGACCUUAUAUAUUAGCAUGUAACAACUUUUUAACUAGUACUUAUAUUUAUUCGAAGACCUUGUUUUAACAACGAGUUCAACAUUGUUGCUGAUUUGGUGUAACAAUUUGUUUUACUAAAGUAAAUAAAUUUUAAACUUAUACAAGAAAAUUAUAUAAAAUUUUUAUGUUUGUGUUACAAUCGAUUUUAACAUUAAUUUUACUUUCUUAAGCUUAACUUAAAAAUAUAUAUUUCAGGAUGACCGUUUAGGAGAUUUUUUUUACUGUUAAAGUAUUAAAUAAAUUAUAUCUUUUAUAUUAAAUUUAUUUUUUUACUAUCAACUUUUAUUUUUGUGCCUUCUUAUCUCUCUUAACAUUACUCAUUUAUUAUUUUUUAUUUAUAUAUAAAGGUUCAGUCUGUGUCUAUGGUAAUACAUACAGCUCUCAGAUAUUUGAUUUUUGACAUAAUGAAAAUGAAGUGUAUUUUAAUUUUUCUGCAAAGUUGUAUCCAUGUUAUCAAAGGGUGACUGAAGAUCUGUAUAAUAAUCUCUUAACUGAUAAAUUGUUCGUGUUCAAAAUGUUACAAUACAUUAAGUUUUAUAAUUGUUUGAAUGUAGCGUAUCUUAGAAAACGUGGCCGAAUUUAUAUAUAUACUUAAUGUAUUAAGUGUGAAAUGGUUAUGAUAUUCUAUAAGUUUAUAUUCGUGAUAUAAAUAUAAAUUAAUCAACUAGCAAAAGAUUUAACUAAAUUUUUACUAAGACAGCACUCCGCUAACAUAUUUACAUAUUUCUUGUUUCUUUAAAUGUACUUCAGAACAUUGCUACCCUAAAACUUCACUGUUUCUUUAAAAUACAUCAAAAUAAUUAUUCCGUACAAUUGUAUUAAAUAAAAAAACUACUUUAACAAUUAAAAAAAAAUAAUCUUACCCAGACUUAUUCGAAAUUUGCCAUUAACUUAACAUAUUAUGUACUUCAUUCAUGUAUCUGGCAACUCUCAGAAAUUAUAGCCUUUUACUUACAUUUACGUUUUUUUAAAAACCCUCAUAGUGAACUUUGUUUAUAUAUAUAUAUUCAUACACACAUGAUAUAUAUAUGAAAUACACAACAUUAUUGCACAUCAAUAGGUACCUAAUUAGAAUCUGAGUACAAUAAAUCAAGCACAUUUUAUGUAAAAAAAAAAGUGCAGUAUGUUGUACCACGUACAAUUUGUACAGAAAUUUGUAUAUUCAGUGUUUCCUGUAAUUAAAAAUUAUAUUAAAACUGAUGUUAAUUAAAACACUAAUUAGAAAUGUUAUUUAGAAAGAAACAAUGAGGAAACCUAAUUAAUAAUAAGAUUGUAUUUAGCUGUACAUGUUGUUUUAAUAAUAAAAUUAGUCAGAAUAUCUCCUAAUAUUGUAACCAAAGUUAAAAAGUGCCUUAUUAAUGUAAGAUAUUAAAAAUAUUAAUUUUUAAUUUAUUUAUUUUUUCUUUAAUAUUAACAAUUAAUGUAUAUGAUUUAGAAUAAAAUUAAUUAAAUUUAUUUAAAAAAGUUAUAUAUUUGCUUGUACUUAAAACAUUAGACCAUUGUAUUGAAUUUUUUUAAAUUUAAACACAAUCGUUACUAUAUGGAACAUAUUGGAAGUACCCAGCAUGAAAAUAUUAUGUUAUCUGUUAAUGAAUAAAAAUAAUCUUGUUACCGUCCGACGUUAUACCAGAUUUAGUUUUUUAAAAAUAGGUUCAGACUUCAGGUUAACCUGAAAAAAUUUAAUGUUAUAUUUUCUAGAACAUUCAGAACAAUCAAAUAGUUAAAUAUUGCGUUCAUCUAAAGUUGAACUUUUUAUUAUGUUUCAAACUUGCUUAUAGUUGAUUUGGAAAUAAAAUUAUUUUAAAAUAUA
Molecule: messenger RNA, 3564 nt
Organism: Danaus plexippus (monarch butterfly)
Lineage: Eukaryota; Metazoa; Arthropoda; Insecta; Lepidoptera; Nymphalidae
Product: CD151 antigen-like
Exons: 9
Coding region: 389-1186 (265 amino acids)
Cellular component (GO): membrane
Source: RefSeq, a predicted model, not a curated record